AUGCUACCACCGCGACUGUACUUUUUCGUCGUUCUAGUUCACGGAUCCCUCACUGCGAAUGAAGAUUUCGCAUCUCCCGGUGGCCCAAAAGGGGAAUGGCCGAAAUCAAAUGAUCCUAUCGGUAACGAGGCACCGAUGAACGGUACCAUAUUGGCUGAAUAUUUUGUGGAAUAUCAUAACUGGAACAGUACCGUAAACACAAGCAUAACUAUGAAAUGGAUUGACAGUAUGGUUAAGGUUAUGUUUGUCGUUAAACCGUCACCGGAUUAUCCGCUCUACGUUCUCGUCAACAAUCGAAUGUAA
Molecule: messenger RNA, 303 nt
Organism: Necator americanus (New World hookworm)
Lineage: Eukaryota; Metazoa; Nematoda; Chromadorea; Rhabditida; Ancylostomatidae
Exons: 1
Coding region: 1-303 (100 amino acids)
Source: RefSeq, a predicted model, not a curated record